This is a messenger RNA of Brassica rapa (field mustard), 2265 nucleotides long. RefSeq names its product putative F-box/LRR-repeat protein At4g15060. The record is from RefSeq and is a predicted model, not a curated record. Gene Ontology annotation, molecular function: protein binding. NCBI's taxonomy places the organism in Eukaryota, Viridiplantae, Streptophyta, Magnoliopsida, Brassicales, Brassicaceae.
UUAGGUAUAAACUAAUAUAAUAAAAUUGUGAAAAUAUAUUUAAAAAUGAAGAGAAUUAUUAUAUAUAUUGUGUUGCUAUCUGAAAACAAUAUUUUUAUUAUAAAAUUAAAAAACUAAGAUAUUAAACAGUUUAUAAUUAAAUAUUAGUUUAUAAUGCUGAUUUUUGGAUUAAUAAGAUAUAAAAUAAUGAGUAUUCCUAAGAUAGUAAGAUUAUUAUACCCGCAUGUGCGGGCAAAACACCUAGUAUAUAAUAAUUGAAGGCCUAAAUACAUUUUCUGACCUAAAUAUAUUACAUCCGGCCCUGGUGAAGACGAUUUUAAGAUUUUUCUUCCGUUCCUCUAUCUAUUAUAUUAGUCUGCGUCUGCUCUUGCUUGUUGCCUAUUCACCGGACAAAACCUAACUCUCGUAUUCUCUGAACGAUAAGAGAACCUUGGAGAUCUUUGUGAAGAUAUGGACGACAAGAUCAGUCAAUUACCUGAUGACUUGCUCUUGAAGGUACUAACGUUUCUUCCAACGAAAGUUGCCGUAAGCACAAGUAUUUUAUCUAAGCGAUGGGAGUUUCUUUGGAUGUGGUUGCCUAAACUUGAGUACGAUGAUAGCGAAUACUCGCCGGGAGAACGCUACAAAUUAUACUCCUUUAUUGAUUUGAGUCUGCCAUUACAUAAAGCUCCAGUCAUAGAAAGAUUACGUCUCAACUUUGACGUAUACGGCAGAUCAUACCGAGCCUACAGUAUCGAGAAGUUGGUUUUAAUUGCAGUGACUAGAUGCGUCCGUGAGUUAAGUGUCACACUUGUAUCUAUGCCUUAUAAAUUUGCUAGAUUACCGAGUAAUUUGUUUACCUGUAAAUCGCUGGUGAUCUUGGAACUUACAGGCCCUAUUUUCGUGAAUGUUCCUCGUAUGGUUUAUCUCCCCUCCCUGAAAUUUUUGAUCCUUGGAUGUAUGGUCUACUCAAAUGAAAAAUCUCUUCACCAACUUCUUUCUCAUUGCCCUGUUCUUGAGGAUCUAGUUCUGGAACGUAAUGAUGAAGACAAUAAUAGUCCAUUUACAUUGAGUGUAAUUGUCCCGUCCCUGCAGAGACUAACCCUAAAGAUAUCUAGAGGAUAUCAUUUUGAAGGGCUUGUGAUAAACACUCCUUCUUUGAUGUAUUUCAAAAUUCUGGAUUAUUUAGAAGAAUAUGCACGUGAUGAUAAUAGUAAUUACUCGUACUAUUUUGAAGAUACGCCUAAGUUGGAGGAGGCAGAUAUUGAAUCGACAUACCCUGAUAUCAACAAGUUUGUUAGAUCGAUCAGAUCUGUUAAGAGGCUUUCAUUAUGCAUUAGAGUCAAUGCUGAUGAGGAGGUAACAAGUUCCCAUCUAUCUAUCUAUCUACCUCAUUUUAGAACACCAAACCAGGUUUUAUUGACACUACAAGAAAACAUGACAAGUUUUGACCAAUUUUUUUACCACUUAAAUGAUCAAAACAAUUUUUGACCACAUUCGGACCAUUUUUUGACGAUUAAAAAAUGUGGACAAAAAGUGGAUAGAAAUUACUGACGAUUUUUUUUUAUUAGAAAAUGGUCAAAAAAUUGUGACCAAAUAUUGGCGACUACAAUAUGGUCAGAAAAGUGGUCACAAUUUGAUCAAAACGCAAGUCCACUUAUAUUUAUAAAAUCUAAAAAAGAUCAAACAAUAAUAGAAACGAUGUCGUUAGUGGUUUGUUUAAUAAAGUCAGAUUGUCUUUAACCUAAUCCUUACUUUUUCUAAAUUUAUCUUUUUAUCUCAACGCCGCCGAUUCUCAAAGAAUGCCUACUCGAGAGGAAUUUCUGCGUUUUCUUCAACAAAAGCCGAUUGGUGAUGAAACACCAAGUUAUGUUGAUUCCUUUCAAGUAUUUGAGACUUACUUCUCUCAACCAAAGCACUUCUCACAACUAAACCCGGCCAAUAUCAACGUCACACAGAUACCAUCAAAUUCGACACACCACUAGACUUUUCCGUUUGCAAAUUUGCUAAUCCCGCUUUACAGAGACACUACGCGAUCUUGCAAGCCAUUGCAUUGGAUGAAGACGAGCUUCGUGAGACUAGAGAUGAGACUCUUCCUGACGAAGAAGGAAUGAACAGACCUGGAGUUGUAUAAGCAAUAGAAGAAUUUAAGAAGUCUAGCUACAGCGAUGACUCUGAAGAAGAAAGUGAUUCAGAGGAAAAGAAGAAAUCAAGAAAGCGUGAAAACAUGAAGUUAUAAUCAUCUACCUCCCGAUGUGAAAACGUAAUGGUUCAUUAUUAUGCUUC